AGCACCUCCAGUAUGAUGACCGUAGAAGAGAUCAGCUGGUGUUGUUGAUGUGGCCCAGUGCGGAUGUCAAACAUGAAGUGAAAUAAUUCCGUUUAAAUUCUCAGAGUCAUUAAAUUCAGCGCAGAAACACAGACAGACAGCGCGCGGGCAGUAUGUUUAAGAGCUGGAGCACGUGGCUGAGCGCGGAGCCCGUCAAUCAAGAGAAAACGGAUAAACCGGAAAUAGAAGAAGAGAGAGACAUAAACACAGACAGGACAGAACAAACAAAUGAGAUCCUAGAGCAAGCCAAAGGACUCAGCGGCUUCAUUCUGAACUUUGCGAGUAACGCGACUAAGAAGAUCUCUGAGUCUGUGUCCGAGACAGCACUAACCAUCAAGAAGACCGUAGAGGAGAGCAACAUCGACGGCAUCAUUGACAAGACCAUUUUAGGAGAUUUCCAGAAAGAGCAAGAAAAAUUUGUCCAAGACCAGAAUGCAAAGAAAACAGACGCAGCGGUGCCGCCUUGGGUCGGGUACAACGAGGAGGAAACCAUUCAACAGCAGAUUCUAGCUUUAUCUGCUGAUAAGCGGAACUUUCUGCGCGACCCUCCAGCUGGCGUUCAGUUUCAUUUCGACUUCGAUCAAAUGUAUCCUGUUGCCCUGGUGAUGCUACAGGAAGAUGAAUUACUCAACAGGAUGCGCUUUGACCUCGUGCCAAAACAGGUGAAGGAGGACGUGUUCUGGAGGAAUUAUUUCUACCGCAUGUCUCUGAUAAAGCAGUCGGCGCAGCUCACCGCUCUCGCCGCUCAACAGCAGGCCGCUGAUAAGAGAGAAGAGGUAAAUAAUGGAGCGACUCCACUGAACGAGAACGUCCCAGAGAGCAUCAGACCGAAAACGCCUCCCGUCGCCAUCAGCGCCAAACCCAAAACUAACGAGCAUGAAGAGGAGGAGAUCUCCACCAGUCCUGGUGUUUCUGAGUUUGUGAGUGACGCCUUUGACGCCUGUGACAUCAACCAGGAAGAUCUGAGGAAAGAGAUGGAGCAACUGGUGCUCGACAAGAAGUGCUCCCCUCAGGACGAGGAGACGGCUGAUUGGGAGAAGGAGCUCCAGCAGGAACUCCAGGAAUACGAGGUCGUCGUUGAUCCAGAAAAUCGAGGCGACAACUGGGACCGUGAGAUCAUGGAAAUGCUGCAGGCAGACAGCUAAAGCAUGACAGCGCCCCCUCUGGUGUGGAGGAUCCACCGCGGCACUGCAGUUUAAAUGAAGAGACGUUCUCAUGAAUGAUCAGGAUGUCCUAUAAGAACGUUUGCUUUCAUGAGGGAUCUGGUGUCCUGCCAAUAAGCACCUUUAAAACGGUUCCUCUCUCUGAUUGUAGUCAGUCUUCUGUGGUUAGUGGGAACUUUUCAAUCAGAUGUGAUUUUAUGAUUGACUCUUUCUGUCGUUUUGAGUUGAAUUUAUACGUUUGUGUUCGACACAAACUCGGAAGACUGACUGUCGUGUUCAAACACUAUCGUCACCUCUGUAUGUUUCUUUUCCACUGUCGGCCAUUGUCUCACAUACAUGGGUUUCUCUCUCAUUCCUUUAUUGUUGUAUAGAAAUGAACUCCAUACCUGUAAAAAUCAAUAUUUUAAUGUUUGUUAAGGGGGAGGUUUUAUUAUAACUUUGUUGUUGAUGAAUAAUCAUGAUUUUGUUGCAGUUAAUAAAAUCUGUCUUCU
Messenger RNA from Xyrauchen texanus (razorback sucker), 1693 nucleotides. RefSeq names its product synapse-associated protein 1-like. The record is from RefSeq and is a predicted model, not a curated record. Gene Ontology annotation, cellular component: cytoplasm; synapse. The transcript has 9 exons. The coding region runs from base 153 to 1184 and encodes 343 amino acids. Lineage: Eukaryota; Metazoa; Chordata; Actinopteri; Cypriniformes; Catostomidae.